AUGAAGUUAAAUAAUGUACUGUGUAUUAUUAUGCUGCUUGCUCUCUUUAUCACAGAGUGCAGAGCAGGAAGCGAUGAUUCCAAUGAAGCAGAUAGCAUUGCAGGGCCAUCUAAAGGAAGAAAAAGAAAAAUAAACGAAACAGAAGAUUGUAUGGAUGCAUAUAAUUCACAACAGUCACCAGAGAAUGAGGAACAAAAUGUAGAUGAUGAUCUGUCUGAAACAGAAAUUGAAAAGAGGUAUAAAGUACCAGCGAAAGAUUUGCUUUUUAGUUUAUGGACUGAGAAAAGAUUGGACAAUAAAAGAAGAAAGGCUUAUAAAAAGUUUCACACCACAGAAAAACACCCUAGAUUACUAGAUAUGCAAAGAAAGAUGAUUGAUACAAAUCGUAAAGAUUACCAAGAUAAGCUUAAAAAAAGUAUUGAUGAGUAUUUUGACAUUUCUGACAAAAUAAAAGAUCAUAUGUUUUGGUACUACAUUGCAAGCAAAAAUACAAUAACAGACCAAAGACAUAGAACCUUUUUCGGGCUGAAAUGGCUAUUUAAGAAUGGCGAGGUUGACUAUAUGAAAAAAAUAGAGAGCUUUGAAGGGUACUAUCCUGACGUAUCUGAUGAUAUGAUAGACUAUAUUGAAAAAUAUCAGCCAAUGAGAUCUCCUAAAGGAAAUCCUAUAACUACAUGGAAAGAGACUUUUGGUGAUAUUUAUAUGCGAGAACGGUUUUAUAUAGAGCAUUUUAUGCCUAGCGAGCAGGAAGCGAUCAGCAAGCUAGAAGAAAAGUAUCGCGCAUUGGCAUGCGCAGUGCAAAUGAUUUUCAUGCUGCCUGAAGUGUGCCAAGACUUUUCCAAGAUCAAUGAGAAGUUUAUUGAAAAAACACAUACUCUAAAUACAGAGCUUAUAAGUGAUGUAAGUAAAAAAGUUCUGCUGGCUCUACAUAAAUUGCUAAAACUGCAUAUGUUUGGAAACAAAGAUGUUAACGCAUAUAACGAGCUUUAUGAGAUCUUUGAAAGUGAGCGUAAAGAAAAGAAACUCCUAGAAUUAACAGAAACAGGUUUGUACAAAGAAAUGUACACUAUUAUCGGAGACUUUUACGAAAAAGCAGCGGUGGUUUACGAAAAAAACCAUGUUUUAAAAGGAAAACUCAUCAUAACAAACCAGAGGUAUAAAGUGUGUAGGAAGACAGUGAAGUUGAAUCCACAAAAAGAAGGCUCUUAUGAAAGUGUAAAAAGCCCAGAAUAUGAGCCAGCAAAAAACGAAUGGAAAGUUUCAUCCAAUACACAUAUGCACUAUCACAUAUACUAUGUGGACAACUUAGCAGGAUGCACUAGAAUGCUGUGCAUGCCCAUACACGAAGAAGGCAGAAAAAAAUAUUAUAUGCACACAAUUGAAGACAUGAUAGAACACAUAGAGAAACUGUACGAAAUAAAAGAAAAAACAGAGAAAGUGCAUCCAUUUAAAGUAGAAAAAAAAACUAGAAAAUGGGAGUACAUCAAAGAGAGUGACAGAGGACAGACCAUGGAGACGUUGCUGGAGUAUGAUUUAGUGUUCUAUCAUGUAAAGGAAAGCAUAGAAAUACUCGAUUUUAUUGAUGAAAAAAAUAGAAACACAGUUGCCGAGCCCAUUGAAGAAGAAUAUAUUGAGGUAGUCGAGCUUAGUUCUGAAAAAGACGUAAAGAAUGCUGAGUUUACAUUUGCAGAGUUUAGCCCUAAAACACCACAUGGUGAGAAUACAACCUGCAUUCCUCUCCUUCUUACGCCUCUGAUGCAGCAUGCUGUAGCACUAGGGCCGUUCAUCAAGAAAGAAGAUGCUGACCAUACUGUGAUAAAAUCAGUAGAGACCAUAGAUCAAAAGCCAAACGUGUAUGUGUAUAACGAAGAAAAGUAUGGGGGAAAAAACUUCUCAGACAUGUAUAAUUACUACAGCAAUAUGUACAUACAGCAAGAUGAGGAAAAAAAGAAAAACAUUGACUGCUACAUCAUGAACUGUAAGACAGAGAAGAAAGACAGUAUCAUUGAAGCUGUGUGGUAUGUAAGAAUGUCAGACAGCGUAGAUGCAUACACGCACUGCAUACUAGAUGAAAGUUUGAAGAAAAACACGAGAGAGUUUGACAGAUUUAUUGGUAUAUUGGAGUCAAGAGAGUACAAUAAGGACAGCGAUUUCCAAAGCUUUUGGCUGAGUAAAGACAGCAUAAAAGAUAGCAAGCCAGAAAACAAGACAAAAACUAUAUGGAAUUGGAAUGUGUUUAUAAAAAAUUUAGGAAAAAAGCCUAAAACUGAAAAAGAAAUCCUAUCUGGUAUUAAAGAUACUGAUAUAAGAAUAAAAGAACUAAAAGCAAAGAUAACUGAGCUAGAAAAUACUAAAAGCGAAUUUAAAGAAAAAGAAUUUCAAAGAAAAAGAAACUCAUUGGUCACUAUGAUGGGCAUUUCUACAAAGAAAAAAACUGCUUUCAGCAGAGAAGUGUCUAGAAAGCCGGAUAUGCAAGCAGAGUUUAUUGUGUUCCGUAAUUCAAAUGACAGCAAAUCUAAUCUGGGUGCACACAAUGAACUACUUGAUGUUAUAAUCACGUUUUAUGGGUUCAAAAACCUGAAGAAAGUGAAUAAAGUAAGCAGUGAUUUGGCUGAUCCUGUUGAGUGA
Nematocida minor is the source of this 2628-nucleotide messenger RNA. RefSeq lists its product as uncharacterized. The record is from RefSeq and is a predicted model, not a curated record. The transcript has a single exon. NCBI's taxonomy places the organism in Eukaryota, Fungi, Microsporidia. Bases 1 to 2628 code for a protein of 875 amino acids.